Messenger RNA from Heterobasidion irregulare TC 32-1, 2372 nucleotides. RefSeq lists its product as uncharacterized. Lineage: Eukaryota; Fungi; Basidiomycota; Agaricomycetes; Russulales; Bondarzewiaceae. Bases 1 to 2226 code for a protein of 741 amino acids. The record is from RefSeq and is a predicted model, not a curated record. The transcript is spliced from 5 exons.
AUGAAUCCAUCUGGACCGUCCUCGACAGAUAUUCAGGCUCAUCUCUACAACUCGUUCCUGGAGGGGAAAGCUGCCGACGUCGUAUUGAAUGUUGAUGGUUUUGUAGAGUCCACAAAUAAGCGGAAUACAUCUAAUCGGCACCAAGAUCAGAUCGACAUCGUUUUCAACGAUACAAACAUCACUCGCGCAGCAUUCGAGUACGCCCAUGUUCAUAGGCUAUGUAUUGCUCGACUUUAUGGAGGGGGACCGCAGCUAUUCAUCGAUGCCAUUAUUCCCACUCCUGCUCAACCUCUGACUGCGUCGUUCUUGAACCAACUGCCUACCGCUGAAGUCCCUGCAGGCCAACAACCGGCUACCCCUCGCUUCCUUAUGUCACUUCUUGCUGCUUCCAUAUACCUAUCCAUCCCUUCAGUUGCCUCACAAGCUCUGACCUCUAUCCUGUCCUCCGUCGGACCACUCACAGUUGUACCCUACCUCAAAUUUGCCAUCGGUCAAGGCAUCGGUCCCCCACAAGAAGAUGACCUCGAGGCUGCUGUGGGCCUCGAGCAAAAAGAAGACCCAGCGGAUGCACUCUCGGAUUCCGAGGAUUCCGGCCAUUCUUCCCAGACACAUCUAAGUGAACCCGAUGUCAACACCCUCUGUUUCUAUUAUGGUGCUGUAUCGGACAAGAUUGGCGAGGCAGCCGCAUGUUGGCUAGCUCGUUGGGGUGCUGAUAUGUUAGGAUACGAACAGCAAUCGACGAACAGACGCAAGUCAGACUCACAGUCGGUCGCACCAGCAUCUGGACAGUCUUCUGGACGUCGCUCUACUAUGCCAUCCAGCUGGAAUUAUGUCGGGCUUGAUUUGAAUAAGCCAUCUCCGCCUGUCGUACCGGUUUUGUGGCGGAAAGAUGGUUUAGAUGCAAAAUGGGUACGUGCGCUCGUGUCGUCGGAUUCUUUUUUUGUCCGAGGAGAGAGAGAACGAUACGAUCUGGCAAAAGCGAUCGUAGAGAUGAGGCGGAAUGAAGGCACCGACGAGAAGGAAGAGGCUGAAUUCACGAAGAUGUUUUCCGAAGGGAUAUAUUAUGCGAAUAUGCUGCUGGACGAUCUCGUAUACAUAUCUCGAGAUAUAUCGCCGACAAAUGGACGAGCAUAUGUUCCAAUACAUGUCAUCCAGGUAGCGCAUUGGAGUCAAUCUCUUCUGCAGCACACAAUCACGGCACGCCCAACUGCGUCGCCGACUUCAUCCCCUGGACUGCUCAAUCAUCGAGACGAGCUUGGUAUUUCGGUCUCACAAUCAGAUAUAGUGACCAGAUUAUCCUCUCCAUUACAAGACACAGAAAGAAAUCAGCCAUAUUGGCCAAUUCCUAACGAUUCAUCUUUGCGUAUCGGUGACAACACUGGCAUUGAAGGAGCAUCGAUGGAUGAACUUUUCAGUCGGUCCUUAGGCAGCAAACGUGCCGCAAUUGUGGACACGUCCGAGUCCACGUUCUUUGGCCUGAAGAACGAUCGUUGCGUCGCUGCGGAUUUGGUUCAGAGAAAUCUAAACGAUCCUUCGCAUCGUUUUUUGCCCCACCCGCCUUUUCGCUUUGCGGUCGAAUUCUGGGACGUCGAAGCGUUACGGGAGAAAUCACGAUUACAUUCCCAGACAAUCUGGUAUGCAGGUAACUUAUUCAACGUGUACGUUCAGUUGGUGCGCAAGAAGGGCAUUCAACUUGGUGUGUACCUUCAUCGCCAGUCAAACAUCGAUCCCAUCCCCCCUCCAUCCGCACCUUUUGGUGUCCACCUUCCUGAGCAAAGCACUAAGACACACACACGCAGCCCAUCCUCACCUCCUGCCAUUCACCCUUCUGUCUCGACACCCACGAUCCAUCACUCACCUCCUGGCCAUCCUAUGCUUUCACCAAUCCGGUCAAUGACACCUACUGCUUCUUCUCCAGCGUCGUCACCUCCACCUAAGCUUCCCGCUACUGCAUCACCCGUUGCACCAGUUCAGCCGUAUCGUGACCCACGUUCUGCUGUAUCUGCAUACUUUACAAUUUCGUGUGCGAGCGCAACAGGUUCUUCCCUGACACGGUUUACCAGUGCACCAGACGUGUUCAAAGUCAGUCAAAGCUGGGGGUGGAAAAGCAGUUCACUGCGAACUGAGGAAUACCUUGAAGUUGUUGGGAACAGCGUAGAAACCAUACCAAUACCCAGCGAAAAAGAAGUGAGUUUGCGGGUGACCAUCAUUCUUGGUAUCGUGUAACCUAUUUGCGUUCUGUUAUAUAUGUACACUUCAUAUCAGGCUCAUAUCAUACAUUCUCUUGCGCAGUCCGUUUAUUUGUAUACCAUAAUCGCCUUGAGUGCUUGAGUAAUGAUUGUUUGUGCAAUCGCAUAUUAUGGAUUCUUACU